AACAAGAGAAUGGCCUAAAGGCCAUAAACACCAAAAAAAAAAAAAUAACAAGAGAAAAGUCCGAUUUGUUGAUGAAAAACAGAAUUCAAUAAUCAAUUUUAAUAAAGCUAUAGAAAACAGCAAUGGCCUUAAGUGAAGGUGAAGUUUGUAGAAUUUGUUUAAGCGUUAAUAUACGCAUGUUUGCACUAAAGGAGACUGGCCUCCAAAAUUUGUAUAAGACAUUGACGAACAGUUUUUCAAUACCAGAACCGCAUAAGGUUAGAGGUGAGAUUAAAUUCACACCAAUUUAUCAUAUAGACAUCUGGCCUGUAGAGUGUGAUAUAGACAAUGAUUGCAAGUACGAAAUUUUUUGCCUUGAUGCCGUUAAAGUUGAGGAGGAGAUUUUCGAAUAUGAGAAUUCCAAAUUGGAAGUAAAUGAGAAUCAUGAAACAGGUAAGAUAUACCCCUUGUUCGCGCCAAACACUUUCAAGGAACGAACGCGAGAGGGCGUGCGGCUCAGUGUCAUACCGGUUUGACAUUCGGUCGUGCGUAAAACGCCCAAGGGCUGUCAGUCGUCCAUAAGCGGUGCUAACGAUUGGCACGCUGUAUUCUGUUAGGGAACUCGGAAUAAUUCGGCGCGGCCAGUAAAUAUACGGUCUAUCAUUGUGACGCGCAUUCCUGCUGGAGAGCUUCCCAGAGACUCAUUGUGUUCGACUCAGAAUCGGCAUAAGUGCAUUGGGCAAUAUUAGCUAGUGCGGCUUCACGAUAUUCUAGAAAUAACUGUUGCAACGCGAAACGGUAGUGACCUUUAAUAAAUUGUAAACUCCGUGUGCGUUUUGUGUGUUAACCUUAUAACCAGCGAUAGUUAGUGGCUUCUGUAAGUUAGUAAAUCGUACGAUAGAGUUAAUUGACUGUCAUCGUGACGAAAGAAGAAAGUGACUGUGGACAACCUCGAAAGGCGCCCUCAAGUUGGAGCGGUGUCGACGCUCGGGCUGCUGCCGACGGCCAAGGUCUAGGUUCAAUAACCAUCAGUCACACCCAGAUACACACCACAUCACCAUUCUUUUCUUGCACUACACAACCACAUGCGACCUGACCGACUCCGGAGGGACCAGUCGCCUUGGACAGGUAAGUAAGCUUCAUCCAAAUUCCUUCCGGUCGACUGGCCGUAGUACCGUUGGGGCCCGACCUGCGUCUGUUCGAGAAAUCAUCAGCUCAUGGGCCCCUGAAGAUUGGAUCCUUUAAGGGAGCAGCCGUAGGCCGUAACACCCCUUUUUUGAUAUUACUAAAAUAAGGUACAAUUUACCUUAUGGCAAGUGGUUACUGUAGCCCGUAGACACAAAAUAAAGAGGGCUUCAUGUGUAAUGUACUGAUUCACUGAUUUUCCUUUGUCUAAAUUCAAAGUGCAUGUCAAAAGCACUCUUAUUAAUACAUUAAGAAAUAUUUUUACCCUGUCAGCUAGUAUGUAUGUCACUAAGAUACAUACUGGUAAGCAACCAAUUAUCUUUGCCAUCUUCUUAGCGUCAGUACUAGGUGGUGUGACUCCAUGUUUGCCUAGGAGUUGAUCUAAUUGUGCCUGCCCAGACGGACUCCUCCCUCCUCCUCUUACCUAUUUCUGCCGUCAAAUAGCAGUGCAUGCACUGCUGUGUUCCAUUCUGAUGGGUAUAGAGUCAGAAUAAUCACAGGCUGUGGGUCAUUCCAUUUUAGUUGUGGUAGAGCCAUGCUGCAGCUAUAUUAGUAGUAUAGUUAUAGCACGAAUGGGUCGGCUCGACCGGGGAAGGACCAUGCUCUCACAGAAUACCAGUGUAAAAUAGCAGCUUAACACUGCUGUGUUUCGUAUGGUGAUUGUAGAGAACUGGAUUCCUUUUUUACUGGAAAAGAGGGAUUCCAUCGUAGUCCUCAUGGGUGACAAUGCAUCUGCAUUUUGAUUCUUUAUUGAGGACAGAUGUAGAUGUCUAUGGGUCACAGCGACCAUUUAUCAUCGUGUGGACUGUGUGCUCGUUUGUCACCCUAUCCUAUAAAAAUUAAAAUGAAAAGAUGAGCGCAUUGCAUCAUUAGAUCUUCAUCAUUACAGCCUUCACAAGUCCACUGCUGAACAUAGGUCUCACCCACGGAAUGCCACAAUGCACAGGAAUCCAUCGCGUUCCUGCAUUUCUUAUAACCAAGUAUGUUUUCAAAAAGGUUCUAACAAUAAAUUAAAGUACCAUCAGUUUUUUUUAACGUAGUGUCAAAAAUGUUUAUUAUUUAAAAUGUUAAUUAUGUUUCUUUAAAUCGUAGAAAAUUUUCGUGAACUUAGUGUCUGUACAAAAAUAUGUCUGAUGACACAGAUACUGAGACUAUGUGUUCUUAGAUUUCUUAUUCAUUACUUAAAUUAAAAAAAAAACGGACGUUAGUUAAAUUGGCAAUUAUUAGCAAUUAACUGUAAAAAUUUUAGUUUUAUCACC
Molecule: messenger RNA, 2423 nt
Organism: Parnassius mnemosyne (clouded apollo)
Lineage: Eukaryota; Metazoa; Arthropoda; Insecta; Lepidoptera; Papilionidae
Source: the annotation of a GenBank genome assembly